AUGAAUUUGCAGUCAAAUGAAAAACCAACAUUUAUCAAUAAUGAUACUUCAAUCUAUUUUAAUGAUAAAAAAUCAAAUAAUUUAUUACCAUCAAAUAUUGAAUCAAGAAUUAGUCCAACAGCGAAUUAUUCUCUAGAUUUUGAUACAAUAAAUGAAUUAAUCAAUUUGCAUAAGAAGCGUAAACGCACAGAAACGAUGUAUUUGUGUAUCGUAUCUGGAAUAUUAUUCUUAAUUGGUUUGAUAGUAUUAAUCAUAGGUCUUGUUCCAUCAAGAUCUAGUACUCUUUCUAAUGACUUUCCAACAGCAUUUAUAGUAUAUCUCACUGUUGGUGGAACUCUAAUGGUUAGUAGCAUUGUGUUUGUGUUGGCGCGUUUCUUUAAUAAUUGUUGUUAUAUAAAACAACAAUUUGAGGAUGUAGAUUUUAGCGUUAAUGAACAGCAGCCAAUUUUAUGGCGAUUGGAUCGCGAACAAUGGGUACGAUAUUUGAAUUAUAUACAUGGUCCAAAUCGAAUAUGGACAGAAAGGAGUUCAUCAUCAUCAUCAUCAUCUUUCUGUUGCCGACGUUCAACUUAUGAGCGAUUGAUGAAUCGUCAAUAUGGUCAUAUUAUUUUACAUGAAAAAGGUUUAAUAAUUGACGAAUUAUAUUUUGUUUCAUUUCGAGAUUACACAUUACAAGAUGUAAAAAUACUCUAUAUCGACCAAAAUUCAAAAACAAUAGGUUUAAGAAUACAUACUUAUUUUCAAGAUGGAAAAUAUAAUCACUAUUGCUAUUAUGAUUUAUUUGCACCAUCAUCAGUUUCAUUGGAACAAAUACAAGCACUCGCUCGAGCAUACAUUAUUAAAAUAUCUGGAAUUAGUACACUCGAUUUACCCUUCGAAAUAAUUCAUCUUCCUGAAUGA
Messenger RNA from Adineta steineri, 900 nucleotides. The record is from the annotation of a GenBank genome assembly. Lineage: Eukaryota; Metazoa; Rotifera; Eurotatoria; Adinetida; Adinetidae.